CCUACUUCCUUAUUGCCGUACAUACAUCGUCGUCGCAUCUCUUUUCAACCUCACGCUAUUGAUUCGUUACCAGAUUUGGACCAUGAUCCCUCACCUUAAUGGCCUUAUGCGUCCGGUAUAAUAGAUCAGCCGUGGACCCUUGGAUUGGAGCACCACUGCGCAUCGAUCUAUCGAUAAGCUUGUGUAGACGUCCGGCACCAUCUUUUCACCAUGCUAUCCAACCACAAGUCCACCACCACCCCCGGGCCCAAGAGGCACCCAGUCCUUGUUCCAAGAACGGCUGGAUUGUCCACCCCCCGAGAUUUCCGCGUGGCUACCACACUCACACGGCUAAACACCUGCACUCUCACCGCUCCUACGCAUCUCACCCCAGCACCCCGAAAGCACGAAGCAUACCGCAACCCGGCCGCGGGAGGCGAAGGUGGAGCAUAUGUCGCCAUCCCGCCGCCAAUCGCCCUUGUACCACACGCUCUAAACAAUUCUCCGGCGCUGCGUUGUCCGCGUCGCAAACCGCAUCGCGGUUUCUACCUCUUCGGCUCUUGUGCCGGCCGCACAUGACUGCACUGCCCGCAUGCACUUACACUACUUACACAUACAUGCACAUGUCAAUUGCAGCACAGCGCAGUAGCUGCGACGAAGUGGAGCAUCAUUCCCCUUCAAAUUUGCUUACUUGCAAGUUGCUUCAGGGUGUCGUUAUCGCUAUUGCUGUUCCUGUCGUCUUAGGCAGGUUCUUGAAGGAGAGGCUAGACCGCAGCAGACUGCGGUGCGUUGGGCGCCCGCCGCUAUCCGUAGAACUGGGUGUCUUAAGCCUACAGCCUCUGCUAUACGCGCUGCAGCGAGGAUUCCCCGCAAAGACGCACGAUGGCGAGUGGCCGGGCGGCCGCUAUGGUGAUCUGGAUAAUUAAUAGCGACCAGCGUUGCGGUCGACACAUCGGCCUGCAUAAUACGGAGUUGUUAAUUUUCCCGGUGGAGCGAGAAUGCGGGGUGCGGUUCCUAACAGACUACUGGCACUGCGUGAGCAGAGGCGCGUCUGAGCAGAGGCGAAUCUUGCAACACGAGGUUGUCAACCUUGAACGGUAGAUAAGCUGGUGGGCCUAUGCAAGGGGUGCCUUAGUGGAGCUGCAACAACCACACGUUUGUGUGCCAUGUAUGAGGGCUAACGGCGGCUUUUCGGCGGGGCGCCUCGUGACAUCCUUCCCCUCGCGCCUUACACACGCCGCCAAGCCCCGCCCGGGGGCUCUACUCUAUCCGUCCAAACAGCACCAGCAUCCAGACUUGUUCG
Molecule: messenger RNA, 1282 nt
Organism: Paraphaeosphaeria sporulosa
Lineage: Eukaryota; Fungi; Ascomycota; Dothideomycetes; Pleosporales; Didymosphaeriaceae
Exons: 1
Coding region: 99-905 (268 amino acids)
Source: RefSeq, a predicted model, not a curated record